This is a messenger RNA of Cryptosporidium muris RN66, 936 nucleotides long. RefSeq lists its product as uncharacterized. Bases 1 to 936 code for a protein of 311 amino acids. The record is from RefSeq and is a predicted model, not a curated record. NCBI's taxonomy places the organism in Eukaryota, Apicomplexa, Conoidasida, Eucoccidiorida, Cryptosporidiidae. The transcript has a single exon.
AUGUUCUCUAUAUUACCUUACUUUAAAGUUCUUAUAAAAAUCACUGGUUGUAGUCAUUUGAAUAAAGAAGUGAUUAAACUAGGAGAUCCAACUCAAUAUAUAAACAUCUAUAUGGCCAAAGUACUUGAAAGUGAGACAUCUAUGGGACAUUUAUUAAAAUUAGAUGAUCAUGUAAUAUAUAUUGCUGAAGAUUGUUAUGUACAAACAUCUAUAAGUGAUAUAGUUUGGGUUUCAUCUAAACAACUAAUUAGAUUGAAUAUAAAUGACACUACUUAUCCUGCUGAGAAGUUAUUUAAUCUCAUGAUUUGGCAACUUGCAUGGAAUCCCUUAUACGACCUAUAUAUACACAGUAGUAAAUCUAUUUUAUCUUCACCUUUUCCUAUAUUAUUAGUAGUCCCAAAUCUUGAUAUAGGUUUAAUUUAUGCUUAUCCAUAUCUUUUAAGAGAUAUUCCAGUAUGCCUUUUACAAUGCAAUUCUGAGUCUUCAAAUAUAUCUCAGAAUGAAAUAGAAACUUCAUUUCGAGAAUUAAUAAAAAUAUUUGUUUUUUCAAAUACAAAAUCUAUUUUAUUUCAAUUGUCAGAAUUUACUCAAUAUCUUGGAUUUACUAAUGUUAUUGUAGUUCCUAAUAUGGAUAAUCAGCCUUAUGUAGUUAGUGUUGCACUUGCUAGUGUAUCUGUACAUGGUUACAUAGCUUUUGGAAGUAAAGUAGAGCAUUUUAAUAACUUAGAAUGCUCUAUAAUGUACCAAAAACAAUGUAUCAUGGCAUUUUUCAGCCAGAUACAUGAUCCACAAAUCUGGGUUGAGGCGUAUAUAAAGACUUGCAAAGAUAAGCAGAAUUUAAAUAUUUUAGAACUUAAACAGAUUAGUCAAAAUUCAGAAAAUUCACAUAUUAUUAAGAAAAAAAAUGCAAUAGCCUCAGUUAUAGUUGAAAUCUAA